This is a messenger RNA of Trichogramma pretiosum, 1015 nucleotides long. RefSeq names its product ras-like GTP-binding protein RhoL. The record is from RefSeq and is a predicted model, not a curated record. Gene Ontology annotation, biological process: small GTPase-mediated signal transduction. Gene Ontology annotation, molecular function: GTPase activity; GTP binding. The coding region runs from base 378 to 965 and encodes 195 amino acids. The transcript is spliced from 6 exons. Lineage: Eukaryota; Metazoa; Arthropoda; Insecta; Hymenoptera; Trichogrammatidae.
UCGCGCGUAUACGACUCCGUAUCGGACUUUGAAGCUCAGUCGAGUCGUGCCAGUCCGCCGUUAUAGUCGCGACGGGCCGCACCGAAGUCGUGUCGACAGCAGCAGUAUUAUUUACACUUUAUUCACGACUGACUCUAUAUUCGUGCUUAACGUUAUUGUACAUGUAUAGCAUAGAACAUUUUGCACGUGUCGCAGGAGUUGUAUAAAACGUCAUCUUCGCCGUCGCCGAGCGCUAUUAAGUCAUCGCCAGUGUGCUCAUAUCGAGGCUUUUUUUUCAGUGUUUUGGAAACGAAAUAAGGCAAUCGAUGAAUCGAAACUCGUAAUUUUUUGGAAUCUACAAGUGUACGGGUGCAAUUCCACACAGACACAAAUCCAAUAUGGGUACCGGAGUUCACGAAAAAGACAAAGUGAACACCAUGUCUCGGAUUCGGCCAAUCAAAAUAACAGCUGUAGGCGAUGGUAUGGUCGGCAAGACCUGUAUGCUCAUCACAUAUACGGAAAAAAAGUUCCCCAUCGAAUAUAUUCCAACUGUAUUUGAAAAUUAUCCAAAGAUCAUCGACGUGGAUGGUCAAGAUUACAAUGUGACUUUGUGGGACACUGCCGGUCAAGAGGACUACGAAAGACUGAGGCCACUGUCGUACCCAAAUACUGAUUGUUUUCUGCUGUGCUUUUCGAUAAAUGCACGCAGUUCUUAUGAAAAUGUUGCCUGUAAAUGGUAUCCUGAACUCAAAGUUCACUGCCCAAAUGUACCGAUCAUCUUAGUUGGCACGAAAAGUGAUUUACGUCCCGAAAGUAACGACGUUAUAACGCCAAAGGAGUGUAAAAAAAUGAAAAAAAAAAUUAAAGCUUACAAGUAUCUAGAAUGCUCGGCAAAGAUGCAAGAAGGCCUUGAUGACGUUUUUACCGAAGCAGUUCGAGCGGUACUCAAACGACCAGCGGUGACCAAGUACUGCUGUUUUAAAUAAAAUAUAUGUCCGUUUUUAUUUUUCAAUUACUUUGUUCGCUCAAAAUAUUU